Messenger RNA from Hydatigera taeniaeformis, 393 nucleotides. NCBI's taxonomy places the organism in Eukaryota, Metazoa, Platyhelminthes, Cestoda, Cyclophyllidea, Taeniidae. The record is from the annotation of a GenBank genome assembly.
AUGCGACUGAGCCUAGCCAUGCUGGUGGCUGCGCUAGCGAUCAGCCUACUUAGUGCAGUGACACCAACAAAAGCCUUCAACAGCCGACUGUCGAUAGGCUCUGCCCUAGAUACUUCUAAUCAUACCAUCAAAACCGAAUUUCCUGCCUCUGUGGGCGAGCAGGUUUACAUGUUUCAGUUUCCAUUCCAAAUCUACGGGAAGCAAGUUGACCAAAUAAAAAUUUACUCCAACGGGUUUAUAGCUCUUGGAAAUCACAGUCUUGAGGUGCCACAAAACUACCCAAGUCAAACGGCUUACUCCAAGCAUCGCCUCAAUGAACUGGAGGGCAAUUUUAUUGGAGUCUUUACCACAGUCAAUCAGUGCAGUCCGAAUGGGCGCAUCGUCAUUCGGUAG